AUGGCCAAUUCUUCUUCAGGCCGUGUGGACUUCUGGGAUGCUGAGAAGAUGCUUGAUCUUUAUGUGCACGAUUAUUUGGUGAAGAAGAACAUGCAUUCCACUGCUGCAAUUUUCAGGAGGGAGGCUGAUGUCUACUCUGAAACUCCUGUCGUUAUUGACACCAAAGAUGGGUUCUUAAAUGAAUGGUGGACUUUGUUUUAUGACAUGUAUUCGUCUAGGACGUCGGAAUUGAAGCCUCAGGAGGCCAAGGCUGUAGCACCACCGGUUCAGGAAAGGACAGAGAAUGAACAACAGCCACUACAGCAACGCAAACAUGCAAGAGUGCCUGAAGAUUUACCAAGGGUGCCGACUGCAGUACCGUUACCAAUCACUAAGCAGAAGAGGUCUCGACGAACUAGGACCAGGAGUACUGACUACUUCAGUAAGUGGUUAGGGAUACCAGGUGGAGAUUUAAGUCGAAGUAAUUUACAUUCCCUUAAUGUCAAUAAUCUGAAUAUCUCAAAGGCCCUCGCAAGCAGUUCAAGCCCUCUGCAUCAGCAACUCCUCAGGAACAUUGCUCAAAUGCAGGUGCAGGACACUAGGAAUUUGAUUAGCUUCGACAGGACUAACAACAUUGGCUCUAAUGUUUUUGGACUGCAAAAGUCCAUACGCCCACCUGGAGCUCAGGAUGCAGGUACGAGUAGAGUUAAUCCUGGACCGAAAAUUGGAAGGCCUCCUAAAGUAGUAAGCUCAGGUUUGCAGGUUCCAAACCAUCAGAAACUGAUUAAGGCAUCAACAGCAGAACAUCAGCAUCCACCUUUGGGUAAUCAGAUGACAGCUCCCCCCUUGAGACAAACUGUAGAAGCCCAGCAACAACCUGAUCAGCAGCAGCGGCGGCGGCAGUUAUCAGAGGAUGGCAGAGAGAGGAGAACACCAUCAGGAGCAGGAGACAGUCAUUUGGAAAAUAUGAAUGCUAAUGAAGAUGCCCCUGUGGAAGAAAAUACCGAGUCUUUCUUGUCAUAUGAGGAUGACAGUGCUGGUGGUGGUACAAGCACUCCAUUCAAGGCUUCAAAACGCCGUGGUGGUAAUAAGAAACAAGGAAAGGGCUUCAAUUUUGAAGAAAUCUGUUCCCUCCACUCGAGCAUGGCUAAGGUUGUAUGCUGUCAUUUUUCGUCAAAUGGGACGUGGUUAGCUAGUGCAGGGCAUGAAAAGAAGGUUCUGAUUUGGAACAUGGAAAAUUUUGAUGUUGUUAAAUCUUCCGAAGAACACUCUCAUCUCAUUACAGAUGUACGGUUUAGACCAAAUUCAACAAUGUUUGCAACAUCUUCCUUUGAUAAAAAUGUGAAGAUAUGGGACGCGGCCAAUCCAAGUAAAUCAAUAUUUAAGCUUGAAGGGCAUACUGAGCAAGUAAUGUCUAUGGAUUAUCACCCAAGGAAGUUAAAUCUCCUCUCAUCAUGCGAUAGUAACGAUGAAAUCCGACUGUGGAAUGUCAACCAAUCUAAUUGCACACACAUUUUCAAGGGAGCAACUAAACAAGUCAGAUUCCAGCCUCGGUUUGGAAAAUAUUUGGCUGCUGCUUCAGGAAAUAGUGUCAAUAUUUUUGAUGUUGAGACUGCCAGUUUCGACUUGUACUUGAAGGGAUCUGGACAUGCUGAAGAUGUCCUUUCAAUUUGCUGGGAUACAACUGGGAAGUAUCUUGCUACAGUUAGUGAAGACAGUGCGCGGAUUUGGUCAACUGCAUCAAGCGGAAAAUGCAUAUAUGAACUCCAAUCAAAUGGCAACAAAUUCCAAUCAUGCAUAUUUCACCCUGGAUAUUCACUACUCCUGAUCAUUGGUUGUUACCAGUCCUUUGAGUUGUGGAGUCCAAGUGAGAGCGAUAAAACUAUGACUGUUCCAGCACAUAAAGGGCUGAUUUCUGCAUUGGCGGCAUCCCCAAAGACUGAUAUGGUUGCCUCGGGGAGUCAUGAUCAGGUCGUCAAACUAUGGAAAUGA
Argentina anserina (silverweed cinquefoil) is the source of this 1971-nucleotide messenger RNA. Its product is annotated as transcriptional corepressor LEUNIG-like. Bases 1 to 1971 code for a protein of 656 amino acids. The transcript is spliced from 17 exons. Lineage: Eukaryota; Viridiplantae; Streptophyta; Magnoliopsida; Rosales; Rosaceae. Gene Ontology annotation, molecular function: protein binding; transcription corepressor activity. The record is from RefSeq and is a predicted model, not a curated record.